This is a messenger RNA of Diatraea saccharalis (sugarcane borer), 1357 nucleotides long. The record is from the annotation of a GenBank genome assembly. NCBI's taxonomy places the organism in Eukaryota, Metazoa, Arthropoda, Insecta, Lepidoptera, Crambidae.
GAUUAUUUUGUUUUGUUGGUUUUAUAGAAUCAUCGGAAGAAUAAUUGAAAUUUAGAUUGGUAGUUUAAAACAAUAUCUUUUAUUUUACUGAAAGAAACGGGUAUCGAGAUUGCAUUGAGUUUGUCACGAUUUUUUAAACAAAAUGUUUGGCUUCAACGUUUUCCACGAAAUUAGGAAUUUUAACGUAACUUACAGAUGCUUUUCUGUUUCUAUGUUACCAGGCAAUGAAAGGCAGGAUGUAGAAAGAGGAGGAAAAAUUAUAAUGCCCCCAUCAGCACUAGAAUUACUUACAAGAUUAAACAUUGAAUACCCUAUGAUUUUUAAAUUAACUAACAAAAAAAUGAAAAGGGUCACACAUUGUGGUGUGUUAGAAUUUGUGGCAGAUGAAGGCAAAGUCUAUCUGCCUCAUUGGAUGAUGGCAAAUUUGCUACUUGAAGAAGGUGCUUUAUUGCAAAUUGAAAAUGUGUCACUGCCUGUAGCAACUUUUUCUGGAUUUCAACCCCUUUCUGAAGAUUUUCUUGACAUUACCAAUCCUAAAGCAGUUUUGGAGAACUGUCUUAGAAAUUUCUCUUGCUUAACAACUGGGGAUGUGAUAGCUAUCAAGUAUAAUUCCAAGGUGUAUGAGUUGUGUGUAUUGGAGACAAAGCCAGGAGAUGCUGUUAUCAUCAUUGAAUGUGACAUGAAUGUGGAAUUUGCACCACCUGUUGGCUACAAAGAGGAAAGAGUUGUUUCUAAAGGAGAAAGUGGGAGUGAUGGAAUGGAUGAGGAUCCAGCUGCUAUGAUGCCAGAACCUAGUGGUUUUGUCGCAUUUAGUGGCGAGGGUAAUAGAUUGGAUGGUAAAAAGAAAAAACUCAUAAGUGAGAGUGAAUCAGAUCAUCAAGCUUCACAGUCUAGACAAACAUAUGAAAGGGGUAUACCUGAUUAUGAUUAUGUUAUUGGGACAUUGAAAUUCAUCAGAAAUUCACGGCCUCCAAGUGCCAAGGAAGAAGUACCAACUGAACCCUUCGAAGCGUUCAAAGGCGAAGGUUUCACUCUACGGACGACAAAAUCUAAGAACUGAAUAUGAAAAAUACUGAAACGUCAAUUUUUUUGUUUUGUACACCAAUAUUUUGUUAUAUCCUUGUAAACUCACAAUAGUCAUUUGAAUACAUAUAUUAGGAAAGGAAAACACUAAGUCUAAUUUGAAAUACAAGACUACAUAAAUAUUUGUAUUAAUAGCAUUUCUAAUUUCAUUUCACAUUAUAGACUUAUAAAUACAUAAAUGUAUUUAUUAAGUUGCCUUUGGUGAACAGCUAUUAUUGAGUUAUGAGGAAUGAUUUAUUGUAUAUUUCAUAAUAAUUUUAAAUAAAAUUAUCUU